UCCGGCGGCAGGUCGGGGCAGGGGUGUGUGCUCCCUUCUCCGCGCUGGGACCGCGCUGGGACCGCCCGGCCCCGCGCGCCGCGGGCGCGGCUCGGGAGUCCCAUGUUGCGUUCCUACCCACCAUGGCCAAACCAACAAGCAAAGAUUCAGGCUUGAAGGAGAAGUUCAAGAUUCUGUUGGGACUGGGAACUUCAAGACCAAAUCCCAGGUCUGCAGAGGGCAAACAGACGGAGUUUGUCAUCACAGCGGAAAUCCUGAGAGAACUGAGUGUUGAAUGUGGCCUCAACAAUCGCAUUCGGGUGAUAGGGCAGAUCUGUGAAGUCGCAAAAACAAAAAAAUUUGAAGAGCAUGCAGUGGAAGCACUCUGGAAGGCAGUUGCAGACCUGCUGCAGCCGGAACGGCCCCCAGAGGCCCGCCACGCAGUACUGGCUCUCCUGAAGGCCAUCGUGCAGGGACAGGGGGAUCGCUUGGGUGUUCUCAGGGCCCUCUUCUUCAAGGUCAUCAAGGAUUAUCCCUCCAAUGAAGACCUCCACGAAAGACUGGAAGUUUUCAAGGCCCUUACGGAUAAUGGGAGACACAUUACCUACUUGGAAGAAGAACUGGCUGAGUUUGUCCUGCAGUGGAUGGAUAUCGGCCUGUCCUCAGAAUUCCUUCUGGUGCUUGUGAACUUGGUCAAAUUCAACAGCUGUUACCUCGAUGAAUAUAUUGCAUCAAUGGUCCACAUGAUCUGCCUGCUGUGUGUGCAGACUGUGUCCUCCGUGGACAUAGAGGUGUCUCUGCAGGUGCUGGAUGCUGUGGUCUGCUACAACUGCCUGCCAGCCGAGAGCCUCCCCCUCUUUAUUGUCACUCUCUGUCGCACCAUCAAUGUCAAGGAGCUCUGUGAACCUUGCUGGAAGCUGAUGCGUAACCUCCUGGGCACCCACCUGGGCCACAGUGCUAUCUAUAACAUGUGCCGCAUCAUGGAGGACAGAGCCUACAUGGAAGAUGCCCCGCUGCUGAGAGGAGCUGUGUUCUUUGUUGGCAUGGCUCUCUGGGGAGCCCACCGACUCCAUUCUCUCAAGAACUCCCCGACAUCUGUGUUGCCAUCAUUUUAUGAGGCCAUGACCUGUCCAAACGAGGUGGUGUCCUAUGAGAUCGUCCUCUCUAUAACCAGACUCAUCAAGAAGUACAAGAGGGAGCUCCAGGCUGUGACGUGGGACAUUCUGCUGAACAUUAUCGAACGCCUGCUUCAGCAGCUUCAGAGCCUGGAGAGCCCAGAGCUCAGAGCCAUUGUCCAUGACCUGCUGACCACAGUGGAAGAGCUAUGUGAUCAGAACGAGUUCCAUGGCUCACAGGAGAGAUACUUUGAGCUCAUUGAGAGAUGUGCAGACCAAAGACCUGAGUCCUCCCUCUUAAACUUAAUAACCUACAGGGCUCAGUCCAUCCACCCAGCAAAGGUUGGCUGGAUUCACAACCUGCAGUUACUGAUGGAGAAAUUCUUCAGGAGUGAAUCUCGCAGUGCUGUGCGUAUCAAGGUGCUGGACGUCCUGUCCUUCGUGCUGCUCAUCAACAGGCAGUUCUAUGAGGAGGAGCUCAUCAACACGGUGGUCAUCUCACAGCUCUCCCACAUCCCUGAGGACAGAGACUAUCAGGUCCGGAAGUUGGCCACCCAGUUGCUGGUGGACCUGGCCGAAGGCUGCCACACCCACCACUUCAACAGCCUGCUGGACAUCAUUGAGAAAAUCUUCUCUCCAAAGGUGAUUGCCCGCUCCCUCUCUCCGCCCCCAGAGCUGGAGGAAAGAGACAUGGAGGCAUACUCUGCCUCCUUGGAGGAUGUGAAGACGGCUGUCCUGGGGCUUCUGGUCAUCCUUCAGACCAAGCUGUAUACCUUGCCUGCCAGCCACGCUAUGCGUGUGUACGAGAUGCUCGUCAAUCACAUCCAGCUCCACUAUAAGCACAGCUAUACCCUGCCUAUUGCCAGUAGCAUCCGGCUGCAGGCCUUCGACUUCCUGCUGCUGCUGCGGGCCGACUCACUGCAUCGCCUUGGCCUGCCCACCAAGGAUGGCGUUGUGCGGUUUAGCCCCUACUGCCUCUGUGACUACAUGGAGACAGAGAGAGGCUCUGAGAAGAAGGCCAGUGGCCCCCUGUCACCUCCCACCGGGCUGUCUGGCCCAGCCUCUGCAGGCCCCACCGUACGGCUUGGCUCUCUGCCCUACUCCCUGGUCUUCCGUGUCCUCCUGCAGUGCUUGAAGCAGGAGAUUGACUGGAAGGUGCUGAAGCUUGUGCUCAGCAAGCUGCCGGAGUCGCUGCGUUACAAGGUCCUCAUUUUCACCUCUCCGUGCAGCGUUGACCAGCUGUCUUCUGCUCUGUGCUCCAUGCUUUCAGGUCCCAAGACGCUCGAACGACUUCGAGGCACCCCAGAAGGGUUCUCCAGAACUGACCUACAUCUGGCUGUGGUUCCUGUGCUGACAGCAUUGAUCUCUUACCAUAGCUACUUGGACAAAGCCAGACAGCGGGAGAUGGUGUACUGCCUGGAGCAAGGCCUCAUCUAUCGCUGCGCCAGCCAGUGUGUGGUGGCCCUGGCCAUCUGCAGCGUGGAGAUGCCCGACAUCAUGAUCAAAGCUCUGCCCAUCCUGGUUGUGAAGCUCACACACAUCUCGGCCACGGCCAGUAUGGCCAUUCCACUUCUUGAGUUCCUGUCAACUCUGGCCAGGCUGCCUCACCUCUACAGGAACUUUGCAGCAGAGCAGUACGCGAGCGUGUUUGCCAUCUCCCUGCCAUAUACCAACCCUUCCAAGUUCAAUCAGUACAUUGUGUGCCUGGCCCAUCAUGUCAUAGCUAUGUGGUUCAUUAGGUGCCGCCUGCCCUUCCGGAAAGACUUUGUUCCUUUUAUCACUAAGGGCCUGCGCUCCAACGUCCUCAUGUCUUUCGAUGAUACCCCUGAGAAGGACAGCUUCAGAGCACGGAGCACCAGUCUCAACGAGAGGCCCAAGAGUUUGAGGAUAGCCAGACCCCCCAAACAAGGCUUGAAUAACUCUCCACCCGUCAAAGAAUUCAAGGAGAGCUCUGCAGCCGAUGCCUUCCGGUGCCGCAGCAUCAGUGUGUCUGAACAUGUGGUCCGCAGCAGGAUCCAGACGUCCCUCACGAGCGCCAGCUUGGGGUCUGCAGAUGAGAACUCGAUGGCCCAGGCCGAUGACAACUUGAAAAAUCUCCACUUGGAGCUCACAGAAACAUGCCUGGAUAUGAUGGCCAGAUACGUGUUCUCCAACUUCACAGCAGUCCCUAAGAGAUCCCCCGUGGGAGAGUUUCUCCUGGCCGGAGGUAGGACCAAAACCUGGCUGGUUGGGAAUAAGCUUAUCACCGUGACAACAAGUGUGGGGACUGGAACCCGGUCGCUUCUGGGCCUGGACUCGGGAGAACUGGAGGGCAGUCCAGAGUUGAGCUCUGACCUCAGCAUGCACAUGAGACAGACAAAGGAGGCACCAGCCAAACUGGAGUCCCAGACUGGGCAGCAGGUGUGCCUCGGGGCCCGGGACCGGGUUCGCUCCAUGUCUGGGGGCCACGGCCUUCGCAUUGGUGCCCUGGACACUCCAGCCUCCCACUUCCCAGGCAGCCCUGCUUUCCCGGGCCCACAGACCGCACCAGCCAGCAAGCCUGAGAAGGCCUCGGCCGGCACCCAGCUCCCGGUGCAGAAGAAGACCAACCUGGCGGCCUAUGUGCCCCUGCUGACCCAGGGCUGGGCGGAGAUCCUGGUCCGGAGGCCCACAGGGAAUACCAGCUGGCUGAUGAGCCUGGAGAACCCACUCAGCCCCUUUUCCUCGGACAUCAACAACAUGCCGCUGCAGGAGCUGUCCAACGCCCUCAUGGCCGCAGAGCGCUUCAAGGAGCGCCGCGACACGGCCCUGUACAAGUCCCUGUCAGUGCCGGCAGCCAGCUCAGCCAAGCCUUCCCCACCCCCACGUUCGAACACAGACUCUGCCGUGGUUCUAGAGGAGGGAGGUCCAGACGAGGCUAGUUUGCUGCCCCCAGAACUGGAGGACUUUGAGGCAACACUAGGCACAGACAGGCGCUGUCGGCACCCUGAAGCUUACAGCAGGUCAUCUUCAACCUCCAGCCAGGAGGAGAAGUCAUUCCGCGCAGAGGAGCUGUCUGCUGGGGGGAUCCCCAUUGAGCGGGCUGUCUCUUCCGAGGCAGCCCGGCCCUCCGUGGACCUCUCUUUCCAGCCCUCGCAGCCCCUGAGCAAGUCCAGCUCCUCACCUGAACUGCAGACCCUGCAGGACAUCCUCGGGGACCCUGGGAACAAGGCUGAUGUUGGCCGGCUGAGCCCUGAGGCUAAGGCUCGGUCACAGUCAGGGAUCCUAGAUGGGGAAGGCGCUGCCUGGUCAAAACCAGGCGAAGCCAGCCGGGGCCCCUCCCACGCCGAGGGUCCCAUGCCUUCCAGCUGUCCCCGCUCCCCCAGUGGCCUGCGGCCCCGAGGCUACACCAUCUCUGAUUCGGCCCCGUCACGCAGGGGCAAGAGGGUGGAGAGGGACUCCUUCAAAAGCAGAGCAGGAGCCUCCAAUGCCGAGAAGGUGCCAGGUAUCAACCCCAGCUUUGUGUUCCUACAGCUCUACCAUUCGCCCUUCUUUGGUGACGAGUCCAACAAGCCAAUCCUUUUGCCCAAUGAGUCUUUCGAGCGGUCAGUGCAGCUCCUCGACCAGAUCCCGUCAUAUGACACGCACAAGAUUGCCGUCCUGUACGUGGGAGAAGGCCAGAGCAAUAGUGAACUCGCCAUCCUGUCCAACGAGCAUGGCUCCUACAGGUACACGGAGUUCCUGACAGGCCUGGGCAAGCUCAUCGAGCUCAAGGACUGUCAGCCGGAUAAGGUGUACCUGGGUGGCCUGGAUGUGUGUGGCGAGGACGGCCAGUUCACCUACUGCUGGCAUGAUGACAUCAUGCAAGCUGUCUUCCACAUUGCCACCCUGAUGCCCACCAAGGACGUGGACAAGCACCGCUGUGACAAGAAGCGCCACCUGGGCAACGACUUUGUGUCCAUUGUCUACAAUGACUCUGGCGAGGACUUCAAGCUGGGUACCAUCAAAGGCCAGUUCAACUUUGUCCAUGUGAUUAUCACCCCCCUGGACUAUGAGUGCAACCUGGUGUCGCUGCAGUGCAGGAAAGACAUGGAGGGCCUGGUGGACACCAGCGUGGCCAAGAUUGUGUCUGACCGCAACCUGCCCUUCGUGGCCCGCCAGAUGGCCCUACAUGCCAAUAUGGCCUCGCAGGUGCACCACAGCCGCUCCAACCCCACUGACAUCUAUCCCUCCAAGUGGAUCGCCAGGCUCCGCCACAUCAAGAGGCUCCGCCACCGGAUCCGUGAGGAAGCCCACUACUCGAACCCCAGCCUGCCCCUGAUGCACCCCCCGGGCCAUGCCAAAGCCCCGGCGCAGGCCCCUGCUGAGCCCAUGCCCACCUAUGAGACAGGCCAGCGGAAGCGCCUCAUCUCCUCCGUGGAUGACUUCACAGAGUUCGUGUGAGGCUGCAGCUGGGGCAGUGCCUGGUCGUGUUGGAGUUCACCAAGAUGCUGAGGACGUGCCCAGGGCUCCUUGCAGCUGCCCUGCUAGACCCUCCCUGCGCCUACAAGGCAUUGGGCAGUAUUUAUUUGUGCAAAUGAAUAAAGUGGUUGUGUGCCCACUGGCCCUCAAUGCUCGGACACAGACACA
Molecule: messenger RNA, 5681 nt
Organism: Eptesicus fuscus (big brown bat)
Lineage: Eukaryota; Metazoa; Chordata; Mammalia; Chiroptera; Vespertilionidae
Gene: TSC2
Product: TSC complex subunit 2
Exons: 41
Coding region: 123-5495 (1790 amino acids)
Biological process (GO): negative regulation of Wnt signaling pathway; regulation of small GTPase mediated signal transduction; negative regulation of phosphatidylinositol 3-kinase/protein kinase B signal transduction
Cellular component (GO): TSC1-TSC2 complex; cytoplasm; nucleus
Molecular function (GO): GTPase activator activity
Source: RefSeq, a predicted model, not a curated record